Gekko japonicus is the source of this 552-nucleotide messenger RNA. RefSeq names its product gastrokine 1 (gene GKN1). The record is from RefSeq and is a predicted model, not a curated record. The transcript has 6 exons. Bases 1 to 552 code for a protein of 183 amino acids. Gene Ontology annotation, biological process: regulation of cell population proliferation. NCBI's taxonomy places the organism in Eukaryota, Metazoa, Chordata, Lepidosauria, Squamata, Gekkonidae.
AUGAAGCUGAUUAUUCUGAGUGCUGCUCUUCUGGGAGUUUUUCUGGCCCCAAUCUUGGCCAGUAAUAAUGUCAAUGUAAAGAACCAGGGAAAUAGAGGGGGAAAUUCCCACCAGUCCGUGAGUAUUGAUGAUAAAAAGCAGGUGGUGAAUGUUGACAGUAACAAUGGAUGGCAUUCAUGGAACAGCGUUUGGGAUUAUGCCAGCGGCUAUGUAGCUACUCGGAUAUUUUCCAAGAAAGCCUGCAUUGUUGCACCUCUGAAUAAAGAGAUAAUGCCAGAUGUGACUGUCCUUCCAAAAGCCAUCAAGGAAAAGCAGAAGACUGGUGCUCAAGCACCUCCAGACAAGCAACUGACUUACACUGUCUCCCGGAAUAAAAUCACUGACCUGAGCACGUACGGAAAGAAUAUUGAAAACCUGUGCAGAGGGGUUCCCACUUACCUUGCCCAUGAAGUUAAAGCACCAAGCUUUGUCUACUAUUCUGGAUCCUGUUUCAGAGCUAACCUCCUUUGCCUCCUUGGAAUCAGCUAUUGUGGAGAAACCUUUGAAAACUGA